AACAUGGAAAAUUCGAGAAAAAAACGGAAAACCUGGGACGCAAACUUAAUGCAGAGCGUGUUAGACGAUGUUAAUGAAAAUCACCUAACGCCAACGCAGGCUGCCAAAAAACAUGGAAUUCCCCGGACAACCCUUACUGACAAAAUAAAGGGUAAAAGUCAAGUGAACGCACGAAACGGAAGGCCACACAUCCUCUCCAAGGAAGAGGAGGAAAGUCUGGUGUUUUACAUCAAAUACCGCGUUGACAGGGGAUUCCCCAUUAGUAAGAAGGCGAUUCUCUCACUGGCCCUGGCAACCCACUUGCGGCGUUGUGAAGAGAUGGGAAUGACACCCAAGGUUAAUCGGAAAAAGGGGCUGUCUCAAAAAUGGUGGAAAGGGUUCAAAUGCCGUAACAACCUGACCAUAAGGAAGCCUUCUCCGCUCGACCGCGGGAGGAAAGAUGCUGUUGACGAGAAAGUGGUGAAAGAGUUCUUCGAGUUGUACAGAACAAGGAUCAGCGACAAUGGCUUGACAGGCCAAGCCCACCGAGUAUAUAACGUAGACGAGACGGGUUUCGAUCUUGAUCCACAAAAGAAGAACGUGGUAACGUUCAAAAAGAUGGGGGCGCCGGCUGCUUCGGUAAGAAAGGGCACGAGAGAUCAUAUUUCCACUAUGGAAUGUGUCUCAGCAGACGGAGGAGUCAUCCCGCCUUUGAUAAUCUUUUCAAAGGCCUAUCCAAGUUCAGCAUACCGGUUGGAGGGGCCGGACAACGCGGUAUACGCUACAACGUCAUCUGGGUUCAUUGAAGGAGACAUCUUCGUCCAGUGGCUGGAGAGAUGUUUCUGCAGGUUCUCCUCACAGGAGAAGCCAGUGCUUCUACUCAUGGACCAGCAUAGCGCGCAUGUAACCCCCAAGGCCAUCGACUGCGCCAUCGCCAACGAUAUCAUACUGAUGGGUCUACCCCCCCACACAAGUCAUUUUCUUCAGCCUUUAGACGCACCUGGAGGACCCUUCAACACAAUGAAGAGUACGUUUGAGGAUGUAGUGAACGAAAUGCGCCUGGUGAGACCGAACUUCUUCAUGACCAAAUCAACUUUCCCAAGAGUCUACAAAGUUGUUCGGGAGAAAAGCUUGUCAAUGGCAGUAGUAAAGACAGGCUUCCGAAAAACAGGAGUGUUCCCCAUCGACCAGUCUCAGAUAAACAACCGUUGGCUGACACUGAACAGCCUUGAAGUCGCCGUAGGAGAAGAGAACAGUGCAGACAACAUGGUAGAAGAAGAAGUAGAAGAAUCACAAGAUACAUGUACCUACCAGCUACUCCCCGAAGAGGAGGAGAUACUCCAGAUGGCGAAGGAGUUGGCUGAUCAGGAAGAAGUUGUCAGCAACGAAACAACAAAGAAAGUUCUGCCCGUGCACGUGACAUCACCAACAUCUGAGGUGUAUAGUGCCAAUGAGAACCCGUUUGUAAAGGCCGGAAUUGUCCCGUCGUAUGUUGCUGACCUACUAACACCCAUACAGGAGUCGCGUCAGCGCAAAGUGAGGAGGGUGAAGCCUAGGGCUAUUGUCUUUGAUGAGAAGUACAUAGCAGACCUGAGAAAAGAGGCAGAGGAGAAAGAGGAACGCAAGGUAAAAGAACAGAUGAAGAGAAAAGAAGAGAGGGAGGAGAAAAAGGAACGCAAGGUAAAAGAACAGAUGAAGAGAAAAGAAGAGAGGGAGGAGAAAAAAAGGAAGAAGACUGAAGAAAUGGAAAUGAAGCGAGCGGAAAGGCUCCAAAAGAAACAGAAGCAGCAGAAAAAAUCAAACAAGCCAUCCGCAGGAACAUCUUUGUCGAGCACCAGCCCAGCUGAAGCAGCCGCUAGACCCCGCCGUGUGGCAAAGCGGCCAUUGUGGAUGGAGGAUUUCACAACAGAGUCGACAGAGGAUGAAGGCUAAGCGGGAUCGCGCAACUACGUCCCAGGAGACUCACCACUCACGGUGCUACCACGGUGUGGGUGUGUUAAUGCGGACUGGUAUCUGUCGAGCAAGAUGAAAAUGUGGUUCCUUCCGUCUGCACCAACAUCGUUGUUUAUGCUUACGAGAUUGCUAUUCGUGCUUCAUCCGCGCCGCCAUGCAAGAAUGGGCGAAUUUCACUUCUCAAACCAUUUUAGUGUUAUAUUUUCAAUCGUUAAUUAGUUAUCAAUAGUUAAAAGUUAGGUGACAUUAUUACAUAUUACACAAGAUUCUCAAGGUUAGUAUGAAAUGCCAUGUUUACAUUGGGAAAUGUGUCGUUUUAUGAAGUUGUUUUAGCGUUUAAAGUCCCGACCGGGCUUGAAUGUGGUGUUAGGGUUUAGUAUACGGCAAAUUUGUUCUUGAGUAAGAAGCGUCAGUCAGGAUACUAUGGGAUAAAACCAUCAACAACCUUCUAUAAUUUUUGGUUUAUCGAUCGGUAUUGCCUGUAAAAAGAAGUAAUGAAUUUAUUACUUCUCCCAUUUGUAUCUGUGCGACUAAAGUUUAAAGAUAUUAGACUGGGGGUUUGGAAGGAAAAUAACUUCGUAGUACGGUAAAUAGAUACCAGUCGUCUAUUGGUAAUGUAAUAAUGUAAUUACACGUGUAUUCCUUGUAUAUUUGUCUAUGUGCGAAAUCAGUAACAUCAUUACUGGAAUGUAGAAACAAGCUUGGAAAAACGCAAUAAGGCUACUAGACUGACAGAACCAUUUUAUUGGGAACAUAUUUAUACAAACGAAAUGCAAUGUAUAUUACUAGGUAUUACUGAAGGGAAACGUCAAGCUUCAGGACGCAGAACCCCCUCUUCACGUAAGCUUCCCUCAGCUUCACAACCAGGUCUUCAAUAGCGGCUCCAGAGCACAACUCUUCAACUGCCAGCCGGUCGGUUUCCCGGACCCACCCCACUUGCAUCCAGUCUCCGUCGACCAAUGCCGAGGUCAUGAUCCCAGCCCUCGGUGCACCUGGGCGGUGGUACGGCCGUACCCGGAGGGGCGGGGUCUCCCCGCACUCAAACAUGUCAAUCAGCUUCUCUGCGUUAGAGCAGUAAUGGAAUGUCUGCAAAGUCAGUUUCUAUAAACAAAACAAAAUAUCAACGUCAAACCUUCGGUUAAGGUCAAGCCUCUUAAGUAUGACUUUGUCUCGAUAUACUGGCCUCCUUAGGAGAUCAAGUUUGUAUAGACCUUCAAUAUUUUUUGCCAUGGAAAUUGAUCUAGAAGCUAAACAAACUUACCUAAAACAACUAAAACACAUCCACUUACCAUUCU
Molecule: messenger RNA, 3227 nt
Organism: Branchiostoma belcheri (Belcher's lancelet)
Lineage: Eukaryota; Metazoa; Chordata; Leptocardii; Amphioxiformes; Branchiostomatidae
Exons: 3
Coding region: 4-1911 (635 amino acids)
Cellular component (GO): nucleus
Molecular function (GO): DNA binding
Source: RefSeq, a predicted model, not a curated record